Molecule: messenger RNA, 621 nt
Organism: Neurospora crassa OR74A
Lineage: Eukaryota; Fungi; Ascomycota; Sordariomycetes; Sordariales; Sordariaceae
Exons: 1
Coding region: 71-415 (114 amino acids)
Source: RefSeq, a predicted model, not a curated record
UGUUGUAACAACGGGUGCUUUAUUCCGCAAAUGCUUCAUCCAAAACACUUCCUAUUACCAUUCACCAUCUAUGCCAGACGUAUCACCCCAAAUCCCCGAGGUCUCUCCAACCCAGCACCUGAAGCAGGCAAGGCCCAGGGCGAUCGAAAGCUUUACGUCAAGCCGGAUGCCAGGUGGUCGUUUAGGCGGUCUAGUAACAGAGGCUGGUCUGUUCGGGGGCGGUAGGUUAUCAAACGGAAGAAAACCAAGCGGUUUCUGGGUAGAAUGUUCUUCUCGGCCGCAGUUGAUGUUGAAUUCGUGGUUUGAUGGAAGACGGAACUCGGAGGAAUGCGCGACACGAGCUGGAGUUGGGGCUUUCCGUCGAGCGAGGAGGAACGGAACGGAGCUAGGCACCACAAGGCUGUCGGUGGGUUAGACGACAGCGGGAAGCCAAAAUGCGGGGAAGACGACACAAUGGCGUCUCGGUGCGUCUCGAUAAUGGAAUGUUGUCGGAAUCGGGAAGAAUUGUAUGAACAGCGAGGAAGCGUCGAAGAAGGAUGAUCAGGUCGGUGAGGGUGAAGGUGGUCGACCUAUCCCGGCAACCCUUGGAUGCGACCCUUGAACGCCCCUAGCUGCCAGUGC